AUGAUCUCUCUAGCAAGACACUCGGCGAAGUUGGUGUCGAGGCUCUCCUCUGUGGAGGCUCGCCCUUCGCUAUUGCUGAGCAAAAGAACACUGACUCAUACCUCGAGACUGCUGCAGGAAAAGCCCAAGACCCCCCAAUCUAUCUUAACGGAAGAGCUGCUGGCCAAAGCUGGGGUUGAAGUGGAAAAUAAGGCCGAACAACCAAAGGAGGGAGAGUCCCGGUCUGCAGAAGGCCAAGGCAGCAGCGGUGGCAGCAGCAAGAGGAGAAGAAAGAGACAGACGUCGACGGAUAUUAAGAGAGAAAGAUAUGCGAACUGGUUUUACAUCCUUUCGUUGUCGGGGCUUACUGGUGCAGCGCUAUACAUGGGCAGAGAUUGGGAAGAAAACGAGUCAGAUGAGUUAAAGAAGGGCAUCGAGAACGGCUACACUCCCGGGUUGAUGUUUUCGAGGUUCAGAGCUCGUUUCAAUUCGAUGUUUAACUACUUCAAGGAACCGCCUUUCGAAGAUCUUCUGCCACCGCCCCCACCGGCGCCAUACCAGAGACCGCUGACGUUGGUCCUAACGCUGGAAGACUUGCUUGUUCACUCGGAGUGGUCGCAGAAGUACGGCUGGAGAACGGCAAAGAGACCCGGGUGUGACUAUUUCCUCGGCUACCUUUCGCAAUACUACGAGAUCGUGCUGUUCUCUUCGAACUAUAUGAUGUAUGCUGAGAAGAUCGCUGAAAAACUAGAUCCAAUCCACGCGUUUAUCUCUUACAACCUGUUCAAGGAGCACUGUGUCUAUAAGGACGGGGUUCACGUCAAGGAUCUGUCAAAGCUGAACCGGGACCUGGGCAAAGUUGUCGUCAUCGACACAGACCCGAACAGCUACAAGCUGCAGCCAGAGAACGCAAUCCCCAUGGAGCCCUGGAACGGCGAGGCCGAUGACAGGCUUCUAAGGCUAAUACCAUUCCUGGAGUACCUUGCCACGCAGCAGGUCAACGACGUCAGGCCCAUCUUGAACAGCUUCAACGACAAGAAGGAGAUACCAGCUGAGUUCGAUGGCCGCGUUCACAAGCUCAAGGAGAAGUUUUACAACGAACAGAAGACGAAGACUCAAGGCAACUGGGCUCUCAAACUGCUCGGCGUAGCCAACGCUAUGGGUUCAGGGCAGGCGAAGUUUCCGCUGGACUUGAUUCGCGAGGAAGGUGAGAAGAACUACGUACGCUUCAUGCAGCUGAUCGAAGAAGAGAAGGAAAAGAUCAGAAUACAGCAGGAACAGCUCGGUGGUCAGACUUUCACGCUCAAGGACUACGUGGAGGGAAAUAUUCCUUCUCCAGAGGAACAAAUGAAGAUGCAAAUGGAGAAGCAACAAGAAAUCGAUGCCAUCUACGAGAAGAAGAAGCAGGAAAAACUACAGCAUCAGCAGCAGCAGCCUCAAAAGCCCUAG
Torulaspora globosa is the source of this 1428-nucleotide messenger RNA. RefSeq names its product protein translocase subunit TIM50 (gene TIM50). NCBI's taxonomy places the organism in Eukaryota, Fungi, Ascomycota, Saccharomycetes, Saccharomycetales, Saccharomycetaceae. Gene Ontology annotation, molecular function: phosphoprotein phosphatase activity. The record is from RefSeq and is a predicted model, not a curated record. The coding region runs from base 1 to 1428 and encodes 475 amino acids. The transcript has a single exon.